AUGGGGUGUUUGGGCAACAGCAGCAAGACAGCGGAAGACCAGGGCGUGGAUGAAAAAGAACGCCGUGAGGCCAACAAAAAGAUCGAGAAGCAGUUGCAGAAAGAGCGCCUGGCUUACAAAGCGACUCAUCGCCUGCUGCUUCUGGGGGCUGGUGAGUCCGGGAAAAGCACCAUCGUCAAACAGAUGAGGAUCCUGCAUGUCAAUGGCUUCAACCCCGAGGAAAAGAAGCAGAAAAUUCUGGACAUCAGGAAAAAUGUCAAAGAUGCUAUCGUGACAAUCGUUUCAGCAAUGAGUACUAUAAUACCUCCAGUCCCACUGGCCAAUCCUGAAAACCAGUUUCGGUCCGAUUACAUCAAGAGCAUAGCCCCUAUCACUGACUUCGAAUAUUCCCAGGAGUUCUUUGAUCACGUGAAGAAGCUGUGGGAUGAUGAGGGGGUGAAGGCCUGCUUUGAGAGAUCCAACGAGUACCAGCUGAUCGACUGUGCACAAUACUUCCUGGAGAGGAUUGACAGUGUCAGUCUGGUUGAUUACACACCCACAGACCAGGACCUCCUCAGAUGCAGAGUGCUGACAUCAGGAAUUUUUGAGACACGAUUCCAAGUGGACAAAGUGAACUUUCAUAUGUUUGACGUUGGUGGCCAGAGGGAUGAGAGAAGAAAAUGGAUCCAGUGCUUUAAUGAUGUCACCGCCAUCAUUUAUGUGGCAGCCUGCAGUAGCUACAACAUGGUGAUCCGGGAGGAUAACAACACCAACAGACUGAGAGAGUCACUGGACCUGUUUGAGAGCAUCUGGAAUAACAGGUGGGGGGAGACCAUUUCUAUCAUCUUGUUCUUGAACAAACAAGAUAUGCUGGCAGAGAAGGUCUUGGCAGGGAAAUCAAAAAUCGAAGAUUACUUCCCAGAGUAUGCCAAUUAUACUGUCCCUGAAGAUGCAACACCAGAUGCGGGAGAAGACCCCAAAGUUACGAGAGCCAAGUUCUUUAUCCGAGAUCUGUUUUUGAGGAUCAGCACAGCCACAGGCGAUGGCAAACAUUACUGCUACCCCCACUUCACCUGCGCCGUGGACACAGAGAACAUCCGCAGAGUGUUCAACGACUGUCGUGACAUCAUCCAGAGGAUGCACCUCAAGCAGUACGAACUCUUGUGAGGGCCGCCUCUCCUCCCUCUUGGUACCCUACGAGGCAGUGUAUCUCCCUAGCCUGCGUGUCUGUCCACCCCGAGCCAUGGUAGGGCGUAGUGAGUGUUUAGUGGCACCAGGCUGCCAUCUGUCCUGUCCUAGGUAUGCCUACAUAUGACCACCAAGCCUCUGGCUACCUCUGUCCCCCAGGGUUUGGUUUCUGUAGCUUUUGUUUUUCACUGGAUUAAACAUCCCCCACUACCAAUUUGUAUCACGGCAAAGCCACCAACUCUCAUGUGGGUGAUACUGCAGUGAAGUGUCUCUGAGUGGGAACCUGUUUAUUUUUUUGAUUGAACAGGUCAUGGGCUGACUUGUCAAAGACAAGCAUGGUAAAUAAGGGAAAUACAUUGUUUCAAGUUAUCAAGCAUGAUCACAAAACUGUGGACAGUGCCAUGCACUGCCGCUCUUUCUGGUUUUCCCUUUAUGAAACAUCAGGCUAAAGCGGGUAGCUGCCUGUUCUUGAUCUGCAUUGACCCAAGGCUUAGAGUAGACCCAAGCCAGCAACAGAGAAAGAGGAACUCUUUUCGGCCACAGUUGCAGUGGCUGUAAGCCUCAGGCAUUUUGAGUGCUUCUUAGAGCCUUUUACAUUUAGGCAGAAAACCUAUCAUAUUCACUACUGCAAAUUGUGUCCUGUCUAUACACAAGGUGUCCCGACACCUCUGUGACAGCUGGACAUGGUCUUUCCUAGCUUCUUUUUGUUGUUGCUUUACUAGACUGUACAGGCCACAAAAUGUAAUACUCUUUUAUAUGACUACUAACAAAACCUCCUUGUAGAGUUCUGUGCCUUGGCGAUGGCCACCCCUGUAAGGGGUUAUGUCCCAGUGUGCCAGGCAGCUUGCAGUCCACCCAGCCUGCUGGGUACUUCACAGUGGGGAGUCGGUGGAAUUUGUUCAUCUUAGGAUAUUUUUAUCAGGUUGGUAUUUAUUUAAGAUCAUUGAUUUCCCAAAUCAUCCACUUUACCAGCCAUGCCAUCCCCACACUGGAACUGUCACAGUCACCUGCUUUUACUGUUCUGAACCUCAGCUGCUGCAAACGCUGGGACAACCAAGGCAUAAAUUACAAUCCACUCUUUUUCUUUCGGGUACCAAGAGUUUUCUUUUCCCCACUCCAAGAUGAAAUGUUUCUGAUGACUCCUUCAGGUUCCCUGGACAGGAGCAGACCUACCAUCCCAUAGUUAAGUUCUACACACAGUCCCUACACACCUGAGGAAAGCAAGGUAGUGUCAAUGUUGUAAAGGAAUGAGGACAAUAAGGACUGAAUCAUCGGAAAAUAAAAUCCCACAAAGCUACUUAUUAUCUUAUUUAUCUGCAUUGCUAGGGAUGAGCCCAGCACCACUACAUGCUAGGCAAGCACUCUACCGUUAAUCCUUAUCCACAGCCAUAAUCCCAGCCUCACAAAAAAUAUAUGGCUGUUCCUCACAUGUGCAAGAUCUGCAAUGCAACCCCCGAGUUACAGUAGAACACCUAGAAAAUAACACUUGCUGCAUCAGUGCACUGCUCAUUCUGUGUACAGCCAAAGCUUUGUGGAUACUUCUCUUAGGCUUAGAGUUACCCGUAAAGAUGUCCAAAGUUAAAUUUUCAUCAGUAGGAACACAGAGGAGUGACAGCCUGCAUUACUUGCUCAUCUACUUCUUAUUGUUUUGAGUUUGUCCAAUAGAGGUCGGCACUGUGUAAUGUUUUAUAAAUUCAUCCUGGCUGAGAUGCUCUUCCGUGGAAGGAUGGCAGCCUCUGCCAGGACAGCACAUCCCUUGGUUCAUCAACACUGUCUCCUUGUACCAUUCUCCACCAUUGCACAAAACUUCCAUGUGAACCCACCCAUGAAAGUGACUCAGUUCCCCCUGCCCUUUCAAAGCAAGAAAAACUUACACAAAGGGAAGCUUUAUACUACUGUCUGCAUUAUUACUCAACAGGUCCCUGUUACUAAAGGACUGUUUGAAAGUUUUGCAGGGGCUGAAUAUACAGCCCUGAUGGAGCACACCUGAGCUCAAUCAGAACAAAGGAAAUAUAAAUAUUAAAAUUGGAUCAUUAAAAAAGAUCCAGACUCCUUUGGGGAAAAAUAUUUUAUCUGACAAAA
Cricetulus griseus (Chinese hamster) is the source of this 3249-nucleotide messenger RNA. NCBI's taxonomy places the organism in Eukaryota, Metazoa, Chordata, Mammalia, Rodentia, Cricetidae. The record is from RefSeq and is a predicted model, not a curated record.